UGCACCUCGCCGCGCUCACCAGCCUUGCCGGAAAUCGGAACGGAAUUGUCGCCGGAAAUCAGUGGGAAGGUAAAAUGGGAAAUUGCCAGGCAGCUGAGGCGGCCACCGUAAUCAUCCAGCACCCGAGCGGCCGGAUCCAGCGCGUCUACUGGUCGGUGAGUGCGGCCGAGAUCAUGAACGACAACCCCGGCCACUACGUCGCUUCCCUUGCCGUGUGCUUCUCCGACUCGCCGACUCCCGGCACCGGCGUCACGCGAGUGAAGCUUCUCAGGCCCCAGGACACGCUUCACUUGGGCAGGAUCUAUCGCCUCAUCAACUCACAAGAUAUCAUGAAAGAGUUGUGGGAAAAGUAUGGGAAGACUAAGCUGAAACACAGGAAUGUUGUCGAGAAGGAUAUGAGACGUUCUUCCUCAAGACCACAGUCACAUUCACAGAAGAGAGAUCAGCAGCAAGAACAAGACGGGAGAAGGAGCAGGAGCUCACAGUCUACUCCACGGCCGGGACAAUGGCGACCAUCAUUACAAAGCAUAUCUGAGGUUGAUUUCCCAUGCAGGAUUGAGCCGUGCAGAGUCAACAAGCACAAGCAGCUCACAUACUCCCAGUCAACAACAGAGUUCCAUGCUUAUUGAUAAGCAUGCAUCCUUGUACAUAGAGAAAAGCAAGAGUUUCCUGAAUAUGUAAUAAAAUGAGCAAUUCAAGAACGUAAUUCUGUUCA
Messenger RNA from Nymphaea colorata (pocket water lily), 715 nucleotides. RefSeq lists its product as uncharacterized. The record is from RefSeq and is a predicted model, not a curated record. The transcript has 3 exons. The coding region runs from base 75 to 629 and encodes 184 amino acids. Lineage: Eukaryota; Viridiplantae; Streptophyta; Magnoliopsida; Nymphaeales; Nymphaeaceae.